Molecule: messenger RNA, 1054 nt
Organism: Amphibalanus amphitrite
Lineage: Eukaryota; Metazoa; Arthropoda; Thecostraca; Balanomorpha; Balanidae
Product: mitochondrial mRNA pseudouridine synthase Trub2-like
Exons: 2
Biological process (GO): RNA processing; pseudouridine synthesis
Molecular function (GO): RNA binding; pseudouridine synthase activity
Source: RefSeq, a predicted model, not a curated record
AAGUUUCUUAUACGUAUCUUGGAUUAAAUACUUCAUCCAUGCUGUUAACAUACACUCAGUAGUUUUGCUAGACAGUGCCGGGAUGAGCUCCACCGUGGCCGUGGCGCCGCGGCGCGCCGCCGAUAUCUGGAGGCGCCUGCACGGACUGGUCUGCGUGUUCAAACCGGCCGGGUGCACGGUGAACCACUGCAUGCGGGUGCUGCGCCACCGGCUGGCCGCCGACCUGAACGCCGUGGAGGAGGCGCGCUACGCGGCGGCAGUGGACGGCCCGACCGCCGCCGCUGGGGACUGGGCGGUGGCGCCGGUGGUGGACUCGGCGUCCCUGGCGCCGCCGCUGGCCGGCCUGAACCCGCGCCUGCUCACCGGAGCCGCCUUCCAGCCGGUGGACGUGCGCGUGGCGCGGCUGGCCUCGCUGGGCCGCCACAUGUCCGGGCCGCUGCUGCUGGGCGUCAACAGCGGCGCCCGGCUGGCGGCCGCGCUGCGCGACGCCGGCCCGCAGGUGCGCGUGCACCAGGUGACGGCGCGGCUGGGCCUGGCCACCGACACGCUGCUGGCUGCCGGCCGGCCCACCGAGCGCGCCGCCUACGGCCACGUGACGCGCGGCCGGCUGGAGGCGGUGCUGAGCGGCCUGCAGGCGGCCCACCAGCGGCUCAUGUUCGAGCACACCGGCCUGCCGGUCAACUCGCAGGCCGCCUACGAGCUGGCGAGCCGCGGCCCGGCGCGGCCGGAGCGCGGCGCGCCGCCCGUCAUCUACGGCCUGCGCUGCCAGCAGUUCGCGCCGCCGUUCGUCACCAUCGAGGUGCACAGCUGCAACGAGUCGAGCCAGUACCUGCUGACGCUGGUGGCUGACAUGGGCCGCCAGCUGCGCUCGGCCGCCGUCACCGUGCGCUCGCGCUGCCUCCGACACGGCCCGUUCCACCUCGAGCACGCGCUGCUCAUGAAACACUGGCAGCUGGAGCACGUGCAGCGCAACAUGCGCCAGUGCCUGGUGACGGCCGCGCGGGGCCUGACGGCGCCGCUGUCGGCCACCCUGCAGCCCGUGCCGGGCCCCGGC